AAAUCAUAGCUUCAGAACUUAUCAUUUCAUCGAAGUGCAAUCUCCUUCUUCUCUCGAAAAAACUUUCCCCUCUUCAAUUUUAUUUUUUCAGAGUUUCUGUAAAAUUUGUUAGCGAUGGCCGGUAGAGGAAAAUCAAUUGGUUCUGGUGCAGCAAAGAAAGCAACAUCUCGAAGUAGUAAAGCCGGUCUUCAAUUCCCGGUUGGAAGAAUCGCUAGGUUCUUGAAAGCCGGAAAGUAUGCUGAACGUGUCGGUGCCGGUGCUCCUGUUUAUCUCGCCGCUGUUCUUGAAUACCUUGCUGCUGAGGUUUUGGAAUUGGCCGGAAACGCUGCAAGAGAUAACAAGAAGACAAGAAUUGUUCCAAGGCAUAUUCAAUUAGCAGUUAGAAACGAUGAAGAGUUGAGCAAGUUGCUUGGUGCUGUUACAAUCGCUAAUGGUGGAGUUAUGCCUAAUAUUCACAACCUGUUGUUGCCAAAGAAGACUGGUACCUCUAAGUCGGUUGCCGCUGAUGAAGACUAGUUUCGUUAAUUCUUUUGGUGUUCCUUGUUCUAUCUUCUCCUCUAUACUCUUUUAUCUUCCUAUUGUAGUCAGUUUGCAGAUUUAGGGUUUCGUUUUUGCCUUUUAGUUUGAUCUUCUGUUCUUUUUACUCGAUGUAGAUUUCUGGAUCUAUCUUUUAAUGUGAAUUAAAAAAGUUUGUUUCUUCAA
Papaver somniferum (opium poppy) is the source of this 702-nucleotide messenger RNA. RefSeq names its product protein H2A.7. Gene Ontology annotation, cellular component: nucleosome. The record is from RefSeq and is a predicted model, not a curated record. Bases 115 to 516 code for a protein of 133 amino acids. The transcript is spliced from 2 exons. Lineage: Eukaryota; Viridiplantae; Streptophyta; Magnoliopsida; Ranunculales; Papaveraceae. Gene Ontology annotation, molecular function: structural constituent of chromatin; protein heterodimerization activity; DNA binding.